GAGAUCUUUAAAUAUGGAACAAGACUCAAGACGAGCGCUGAGAACCGCGACGCGACGCGGGCAGGUUUACGCGCGACGUGGAGUGUUUUCCGACGGGACAGAGAGAGUUAGUGAGUCUGUUGCGUUAUGACUGCUGGGGUGGCUGAAUGUAUCGUAGUUAGCAGAAGCAGCAGUGAAAUUUCUCUGGCUCCAGAUAAAACAGAAGCGAGUCUCUGAAUCUGUUCCUGCUUUUAUGCAUCCAGACACGUUGAACUUGGAGCGAAUUCGCACUUGCGCGUAUUUUAAAAGUGUUUCUGAAGCCCGGACGCACUUUAACUCAGCGUAAGGGGAAGAAACAGGGUCUUUGGUAGAAGAGAACCAGCAGGCAACAUGAGCGACAAAAACAAAAUGGAGGAUGAAGCCAUAGUGGACAGGGGAGCGUCUUACAUCAAGAACAUGUGUGACGAGGAGGUUGAGGGUCAUCACACAGUCUACAUUGGCGUUAAUGUGCCUAAGAGUUACCGUCGCCGCCGGCGACACAAACGACGAUCCAAUCACAGAGAAAGGAGGGAACGUGUGACGGAAAACGUGAGCGACAAAUCAGACACAGAGAAUGCAGAUGAUCCCUCCUCCAGCAUCCUCAAACCACUCAUUUCUCCGGCAGCAGAGCGGAUCCGCUUUAUUUUGGGGGAAGAUGACAGCGGCCCACCUCCACCACAGCUCUUCACCGAACUCGACGAGCUUCUUUCCGUCGACGGUCAAGAGAUGGAGUGGAAGGAAACAGCCAGAUGGAUAAAGUUUGAGGAGAAGGUGGAGAAGGGUGGGGAACGGUGGAGUAAACCCCAUGUGGCCACUCUGUCUCUUCACUCGCUCUUCCAGCUGAAAAACUGCAUCGAGAAAGGAACCAUCAUGCUGGACAUGGAGGCAAACUCACUUCAGCAGAUCGUUGAAAUGAUCACUGACAGUCAGAUCGAGAACGGGCAGCUGAAGGCCGACCUGAAGGAGAUGGUCAUGUACACUUUGCUACGGAAACAUCGCCACCAGACCAAGAAGUCCAACCUGCGUUCGCUGGCAGACAUUGGAAAAAGCGUGUCGAGCGCGAGUCGUCUGUUCACCAACCAGGAGAACGCGCGUCCUCUUGAUCACCCUGUGCCUUGCUUUAUCAACUUUGAACCUGACGAGCAAAUUCAGAUGCAGAGAAGCAACAGCAUGGGACUUCUCUGUAGUCCAACCACAGCCCAUCGUAACCUGACCUCCAACAGUCUCAACGAUCUCUCAGACAAGCCUGAGAAAGACCAGUUAAAUAAUAAGUUCAUGAAGAAAAUUCCACGAGAUGCGGAGGCGUCGAACGUGCUGGUCGGGGAGGUGGAUUUUCUGGACUCCCCCUUCGUGGCGUUUGUGCGUCUUCAGCAGUCCGUCAUGUUAGGAGGUCUCACCGAGGUUCCUGUUCCCACACGGUUCCUUUUUAUUCUGCUGGGGCCCAAAGGAAAGGCCAAUUCAUACCGGGAAAUCGGACGUGCAAUCGCCACGCUCAUGUCUGAUGAGGUGUUUCACGACAUAGCAUAUAAAGCGAAAGAUCGUGGCGACCUGCUGGCAGGGAUUGACGAAUUCCUAGAUGAAGUCAUUGUUCUUCCUCCUGGAGAGUGGGAUCCUGACAUCAGAAUUGAACCUCCUAAAUCCAUCCCGUCUGCUGAUAAACGUAAAAACAUUAUUGCCGGAGGGGAAGGUUUUCAGAUGAAUGGCGCUACGCCUCAUGAUGGGAGUCCGGGUGGAGGCGGCGGCCAUGCGGUCGGUGAUGAACUCAAAAUGACCGGCAAGUUUUGCGGGGGUCUCAUUCUGGACAUCAAGAGGAAACUUCCAUUUUUUGCGAGCGAUUUUUACGACGCUAUCCACAUUCAGUCACUGUCUGCCAUCUUGUUUAUUUACCUGGGAACCGUAACUAACGCCAUCACCUUCGGAGGGCUGCUGGGAGAUGCGACGGAGAACAUGCAGGGCGUGUUGGAGAGUUUCUUGGGGACGGCGUUAACCGGUGCUGUGUUCUGUCUGUUUGCGGGUCAACCUCUGACCAUCCUGAGCAGCACCGGGCCCGUGCUCGUCUUCGAACGACUGCUCUUUAACUUCAGCAAGGAUAAUGAUUUCGACUAUCUGGAGUUCCGGCUGUGGAUCGGCCUGUGGUCUGGUUUUCUGUGUCUGGUCCUGGUCGCCACAGACGCCAGUUUCCUGGUGCAGUAUUUCACCCGCUUCACUGAGGAAGGCUUUUCGGCUCUCAUCAGCUUCAUCUUCAUCUACGACGCCUUUAAGAAAAUGAUCAAACUGGCACACCAUCAUCCAAUCAACUCCGGUUAUGACAUAGACCUGGUCACGCAGUACGGCUGCCGCUGCAGUCCUCCAGACGGCAACAGUUCAGGUCUGUACAUGGAGAAAAUGGAAGCCCUGAUGAACAGCACUGGACAGCAUCACUUGAACGCCACCUGGAUGUCUCUGACCCGCUCAGAGUGUUUGGAGUGGGGCGGUCAGCUGCUCGGACCAGCCUGUGAAUACGUCCCUGAUAUCACGCUGAUGUCCUUCAUUCUGUUCUUCGGCACAUACACCUGCUCCAUGGGCCUGAAGAAGUUCAAAACCAGCAGAUUUUUCCCAACUACGAUCCGCAAACUGAUCAGUGAUUUUGCCAUUAUUCUCGCCAUUUUUAUCUUCUGUGGUGUGGACGCCCUGGUCGGCGUUGAUACGCCCAAACUAAUAGUGCCAAGUGAAUUCAAGCCGACGAGUCCCCAUCGUGGCUGGUUUGUUCCACCAUUUGGAGGAAACCCUUGGUGGGUUUGCCUGGUGUCGGUGUUACCUGCUCUCCUGGUCACCAUCCUGGUCUUCAUGGACCAGCAGAUCACAGCCGUCAUCGUCAACCGCAAGGAGCACAAGCUCAAGAAGGGAGCUGGGUACCACCUCGACCUGUUCUGGGUCUCGAUUCUGUUGAUUUUGUGUUCGUUCAUGGGGCUGCCCUGGUACGUAGCGGCGACCGUCAUCUCCAUCGCGCACAUAGACUCCCUCAAGAUGGAAACUGAAACCUCAGCGCCUGGGGAACAACCCAAAUUCCUUGGAGUCAGAGAGCAGAGAGUCACGGGAACAAUGGUGUUCAUUUUGACGGGCCUGUCGGUUUUAAUGGCCCCCGUUCUGAAGUUCAUUCCUAUGCCGGUCCUGUACGGCGUAUUCCUCUACAUGGGUGUCGCCUCUCUCAAUGGCGUCCAGUUUAUGGAUCGUCUGCAGCUCUUGUUGAUGCCAGCAAAACACCAACCAGAUCUGAUCUACCUGAGACACGUACCGCUCAGACGGGUUCACUUGUUCACCUUCUUACAGAUGCUCUGUUUGGCCCUCCUGUGGAUCCUGAAGUCAACAGUAGCAGCCAUCAUCUUCCCCGUCAUGAUUCUUGCAUUGGUCGCGGUGAGAAAGGCCAUGGAUUAUGUGUUCUCGCAGCACGAUCUCAGUUACCUGGAUGACGUCAUGCCCGAGAAAGACAAGAAGAAGAAAGAGGAUGAGAAGAAGAAAAAGAAGAAGAAAGGAAGCAUCGACAGUGACAUGAACGACGAAAUAAGCCCUUGUCCUUCCUCACUCCCUACUGAUGGAAAGCACUUUUUCCCUUCCGUGACUAUGUCAAGUCAGGAUUUAAACCCUUUUAAGAAGAUGAUGCCUCAGAUCAGAAUCGAUUUGGACUCGGACAACAACACAUUCUUCUGGAAAACUCCAUCCUCUGAAACAUCCCUUUAAACACUUGUUUAGGUGUACACACGUUUAGGUCCAGAUGAUGGUUUGAAAAUGAAAAACUUUUCUGAAAGUUUCAUUUUAAAGUCUAAACUAAUUGAUGUAUGUCAUUUCAACACUACAACCUAUAGCUGCACAAAUACAAACUAAAAAGUGUAAAACUUUAUGUCCUCCUGACAUUUUGGUAGCAUUAGCCUACUUUAUUUGGGGGGUGGAGGCGGAGUUUGCUAUCGUUUUAGUUUUAAGUUCUGGGUCCAGACUGAUUUUUGUUCCAAUAGAUUUCAAAUACUUUUUAUAACCAUAAUAUUUUAU
This is a messenger RNA of Pimephales promelas (fathead minnow), 4041 nucleotides long. The record is from RefSeq and is a predicted model, not a curated record. NCBI's taxonomy places the organism in Eukaryota, Metazoa, Chordata, Actinopteri, Cypriniformes, Leuciscidae.